Messenger RNA from Nothoprocta perdicaria, 1713 nucleotides. It is a transcript of the gene FUNDC2, whose product is annotated as FUN14 domain containing 2. Gene Ontology annotation, biological process: autophagy of mitochondrion. The coding region runs from base 1 to 591 and encodes 196 amino acids. The record is from RefSeq and is a predicted model, not a curated record. NCBI's taxonomy places the organism in Eukaryota, Metazoa, Chordata, Aves, Tinamiformes, Tinamidae. The transcript is spliced from 6 exons. Gene Ontology annotation, cellular component: mitochondrial outer membrane.
AUGAGCGCCGAGCACCCCGCGGUUUCCGGCAGAGCCGUGCGAGGAAAAACGAUCUGGUUUUGGUGCAUGGUGGGGGAGAGGCAGCCGCCCCACUGCAGCAGCCGGAGCACGCAGCGACAUGGGCUUGGUGGCACCGGGGGACACCGGCCAGGGAGGAAGGAGGACGCGUUCAACGUGCUGGACCUGGCCGAGUACACCAAGAGCCGGCCCUGGUGGCGCAAGGUGUUCGCGCCCGGCUCGGGCUCCAGCGCCGAGAAGUACAACGUGGCCACGCAGCUGGUGAUCGGGGGCGUCACGGGAUGGUGCACUGGAUUCAUCUUCCAGAAAGUCGGGAAGCUGGCUGCAACGGCCGUGGGAGGCGGCUUUUUCCUGCUCCAGGUUGCAAACCACACGGGGUACAUCAAAGUGGACUGGAAGCUGGUAGAACGGGACGUGAACAAAGCCAAGCAGCAGCUGAAAUUUCACAGCAGCGGCAACAAGAUGGCCCCAGAAGUGAAAGGCAAAGUGGAUGAGGUGAUCACGUUCCUGAAGAAGAAUGUUAUCCUGACUGGAGGCUUUGCUGGAGGAUUUCUGCUUGGAAUGGCGUCGUAGGAACUGCCCAGCCCUCGUUUCUUGUCCAGUCUCCAUGUCCUCUCCUUCAUGUUCCCUCUCACUUAGAAAUCAGUGGCUGUUUUCAGCAGCUGAAUCGCUUCUGCUCCCAGGUUCCAACCUGGACUUUUUACAAUGCUGCUCCGAUUUCCAGCUUAUUACUGUGGGCUGUUUGGGUGCUGGGCUUGAUCUGAAGCUCGUGAUCCCCAGCAUACGAGUUUGAUUCCUCUCCCCACCCAAUAUGCCCAGAUUUUGGUAAGUUGCAGCCGCAUAGAUACGUAGGGGCAGAGAACUCUAAACACGCUUCUUCACAGGUGCCCAGGGGCAUUAUAUUUAUUUGUCUGCCAGUUUGUAUAUACAACAGCUAUCAGUUGUUCGCUGCUGCUUGGCUUUCUCUUCCCUGGCACCUGUAAAGCCGGAGCUUCCCUCUGCACAGGGGCGCAGUGUGAAACCCACCUCUGCCCGGCCGGCCUCGGGUGGAGGCAGAAGCAUCGGGGCAGUUUGGGCUCUGUGCCAGAAGGGGCUUCUGGGCUGGUGGUUAGGGAGCCACUUCCAGCUCUCUGUGGGCCUGGGGCGUUGGGCUGCCUCCCCACCUUUGCACUACACGUAGCUGGUCACCGGGCUUCUCCUUGGCUGGUAUUUAUAGCCCUUACUGGAAGCGCGGCGCUGGCACUGCGGAUGGAAACCGAGCCCCACGGUGACGCUCCAGGCCCGCUCCGUGUCCCCUGAAAGGCACCGAGCUCCCAGCUGCAGGGAACGACCGAGUUCCCUUCUCGCCAGGCUGCAGGAUUGUACAUAGGAGAUGCAUCCUAUGGUUUGGGGUGUGUUGUGCUGGUCUAGGAUCCCUGUUGCCAGCUUAGUUGGAAUGGGGGAAGAGAUAGGAAAUCUGGCUAGAUCUGCUUUGUGUGCAGUCUUUUAUCUGGCUCUGCAGAGUACAAAUCCCAUCUCCCUGCUCUCUGCAAACUGAGUUUAAUCUCCUCAGCAUCUGCACCCUGGGGGCUGCUGUUGUCAGAAGGGCUCAGCUGCCUCUCUGGUGUGUCACUUGGAAAUGACAGGUUCCUUUGAACGUGUUUGGCAAUAACUCCCACUUAUUCCCUUCCCCAGCCCGAGACUGUGGUUACAGAG